Hibiscus syriacus is the source of this 648-nucleotide messenger RNA. RefSeq names its product pentatricopeptide repeat-containing protein At3g13880-like. The transcript has 2 exons. Gene Ontology annotation, biological process: RNA modification. NCBI's taxonomy places the organism in Eukaryota, Viridiplantae, Streptophyta, Magnoliopsida, Malvales, Malvaceae. Gene Ontology annotation, molecular function: protein binding; RNA binding. The record is from RefSeq and is a predicted model, not a curated record. The coding region runs from base 1 to 648 and encodes 215 amino acids.
AUGUACUCCAAAGCUGGUGAAAUGGAUGUUCCUCACCUCUUGUUUGACAAAAUGUCCAAACCAGAUCUCGUUUCAUAUAACUCUUUGAUUUCUGGGUAUUACCAGAUGGGUGCUUUCGAUAAAGCCAUGCAGGUGCUUACUCAAGCUAGAAAAGCAUGUCUAAAACUUGAUAAAUUCACUUAUGAUGGUGCUUUAAAUGUUUGCGCUCAAACUGGGGAUCUCAAGCAAGGGAAGUUAAUUCAUGGAUUGAUUGAAAAAGCAUUUUUGACCUACUCCUUAAUAGAUGUGUAUUGCAAAUGUGAAUGUGUUGAUCAGGCAAUGUUUCUGUUUGAGAAUUCCAAGGAGAUAGAUGAGAUUUCAUGGAAUACAUUGAUUGCUGGUUACGUUCGCGCCAUUGCUACGAUGACCAACCCCUUGUAUAUCCUCCAUGAACUCUCCAAACAAGUCAAAGACUCCAAUCCCAAGCUUGUUGUGACUGUCCCGGAGUUGUUGGACAAGGUUAAGGGUUUCGAGUUCCCUGUAAUUUUGCUUGGUCCUGGACGAAACCAACCACCAUAUGAAGUAAAACAAUAUCCCAAAGAUACUGUCUUUUCACAAUCUUCUGGAUUUAGCGGGGGAUGUACAAGAAUUUCCUGUGAUUUCUAUUAA